Messenger RNA from Pocillopora verrucosa, 1385 nucleotides. RefSeq names its product tachykinin-like peptides receptor 99D. Gene Ontology annotation, biological process: G protein-coupled receptor signaling pathway. Gene Ontology annotation, molecular function: G protein-coupled receptor activity. Lineage: Eukaryota; Metazoa; Cnidaria; Anthozoa; Scleractinia; Pocilloporidae. The record is from RefSeq and is a predicted model, not a curated record. Gene Ontology annotation, cellular component: plasma membrane.
GUGUGGAAAACGCACUAUCAGAAGUUGCUAUAGCCUGAGUGUCCACAAGGUCUGAGCCAGUCCACAGACGACAAAGGACAUCUCCAAGCCACAAAAAAAUAGUCCCGUACGCGUAAACAAGAAUAUUUCUAAGAUAACCAAAGGAAAGAAAGGACUUUAAUUAAGCAUGGCUAAUAACACCGUGAGCUACAAUUGCACUGGUCCUAUCUCGUCUCCUCUUUACGGAACAAAGAGCGAUCCAGCGGAGUCACUACCAGUCGAAGUAGUAAAACUAACUCUCUAUGCAACAUGUGCUUCGUUUGGUGUUAUUGGCAACAUUCUGGUCACCAUUAUUUUGAAUAGGAUUAAGGUGAAAGAAACACGUGUAAUGGAUUUCUAUAUGAUCAACUUGGCCAUUGCAGAUUUAGGAACUUUGCUGUUGGCGUUACCAUUUACCGCAACGCGUGAAAGACUUCCUAAUGACUGGCCAUUUGGAAAGAUCGUUUGCCUGUAUUUUCUUCCAGUUGUCGAAAUAUUUCAUGGAUCAUCUGUGUGGUUCAUAACAGCGGCUGGCAUAGAACGUUAUCAGAAAAUCGGUAGGCCAUCAAAAGUAAACACCAGACUUCGAGCUUCACUGAAGAAAGCAAAGAUGGUUGCUGCGUGUAUUUGGAUGGCUUCAUUUUUCUUGUUUUCAUUCCCAUUGUAUUUCGUUGUUCGCUAUAGAGAGAAAUCAAACGACGGAACCAUUUGGUGCGGUGCAGAAUGGCCUUUGUGGGGUAAAGGCUUUGUGUUACCUCAGGUCUACAACAUGUUAAUUGUUCUGCUUUCUUACAUAAUUCCACUUAUUGUAAUACUAGGAACGUUCCUUGCAGUGUCACGAACGUUAGAUGAAAGUAACAAAUUCAUCAAGGUCAUGAAACAAGGAAAAGAGAAUAUUACAUUGGUUAUGAAUCUUUGUGAUAAAGACGACUGCUCACCCAGGCAUAGUCUCCGCGUCGCCCAAAACAAACGCGCCAAAGCGAUUUUAACACCAGUUGUUGUAGUUUUUUCAGUUUUCAUGCUGCCUCUGGCAAUGUUUCGACUUUGCAUUGUAUUUUGGCCGCCUAUUAUUGAGCAAACAUUUUAUGAAAACUUACUGUUUGUGGUCUCAGUGGGCGUCAUUAUCAACUCGUCCGCAAAUCCAUUGAUUUAUUCGGUUGUUAAGAAGGACUUUCGGCGCGAAUUGAAACGGAUUUUUCGGUACAGUAGGACUUGAGCAGUUUUCAUCAGUCAGAGAACCAUUGGUAUCAAACUAUUCCUUACUGAGAUGGACGUUAAAAAAGCAUUUGUAAUAAACAUUCAUAUUUUUGGUAGCCACCUCCAGAACUGUGAUUGUUUUUCUCUCGCGUACAUUUUUGGCAUGUCAA